AAAUGUUAGUUUUAACGUGCCCUUUUAUAGGACAUACGAUUCAAAAGGGUUACGUUGAAAAAAUUCUAAUGGGCCAGUUUCGCCUCUUAUGCGCUCCUGUCCUUUAUUGUUGAAUCGAUUACUGUUAUAUUGGCGAUGACAGCUUACCUUGAAUAUAUUUGCAUCCUUUCUCUCAUUACCUUAAAUUAUGGCAUUUUUUUUUCUCUGAAUAUUUGUAUGAGUAGCUGAAAUUGAUGACAUGUUUACUGCCGUAUAGUCUAACUUGUAUAUACGCAAUUUUGUAGAUAGAAUAGUUUAUUUGAAAUCAAAAGAAGAUAUUGAAAACUUAGAAAUAAAGAUAAAAGUAUGAAGAAACAGUCAGCGAAACGUUCGAACACGACUUUACCAUUUGAUGACGAGUUUGGAUGUCUGACGUCUGUUGGAUCAAUCAUAGUUCCAAAAAAGAUAAGUCAUACGAUAAGCUGCCACAAGAAUAAUUUCUGUCAACUUAACAUAAUUAGUGUCUUAACUGUUCUAUUCAGAUAUUUUACAUGCACGAAGAAGGCAUGGUAAAUCCCUGAAAACUGUCUGUUAUAUAUUGAGAACUAGGUUGAGAUGAGAUAUAUGUCAGUAAGAAUAAGGAUAAGAGUGAAUCUGACUGCCCUGAUCCAGAUUUUGUCUUGCUGAAGACACUCGUUAGAUGAGUUUGGCUUUGUUGUAUUUGUGCGAACAAUUUCUUAAAUUUAUCUAGUAUUAUCAAAUAAUACCAAUUAAAAUCUAGCACGCAAUGCGACCGUAUUCUCCUCGUUUGCAUGAAAAUUGUAGUCUCGAUAAUCCAAUAUUCACAUAAGAGACCUUCUCUAUGAUAUCUGCGCAUUUUGUGGAACUCCCGUAUAUUUUCGAAGAAAAUAGUGAGUGUAAGUUUUCAUUUCGAGGUUUGUGCGGCUUCCCUUCCCUUCCCCCCCCCUCCUUCCCAUUACAGACACUUAAUAACGGAGAAACAGGACAUUACAGACAUACCUCCCAUUACAGACAGGUCACCAUUACAGAACUCAGCAACCGUGCAUAAAAGACUUUAGAUUCUAGAUAAUAUAUCAGUGCUUUCAUAAAUAUUCGAAAAAAAGCUAUUUUGAAGUUUAAAAAUCAGGCAUCACGAUAACAAGUUUAAAAGAUAUUUGUGAGUUCCACAUUUCAACUCCUUUGAAGCUGCGCUAAUAAACUUUUUUCUGUCAUGUUUAGGGGUGUCGCAUUGGUGUUAGCAUUAGCAUUAAUUAAUGCUAAUGCUAAUACUUAUGCAUUAGCAUUAAUUAAUGCUAAUGCUAAUACUUAUGCAUUAGCAUUAAUCAUUAAUGCUAAUGCUUUGAUAUUAGCAUUAAUCGUUAAUAUUAAUGCUUUGGCAUUAAUCGCAUUAGUAUUAAUUAAUGCAUAG
Molecule: messenger RNA, 1408 nt
Organism: Rotaria sordida
Lineage: Eukaryota; Metazoa; Rotifera; Eurotatoria; Philodinida; Philodinidae
Source: the annotation of a GenBank genome assembly